Priapulus caudatus is the source of this 4150-nucleotide messenger RNA. Its product is annotated as zinc transporter 5-like. Bases 168 to 2420 code for a protein of 750 amino acids. The transcript is spliced from 17 exons. Gene Ontology annotation, molecular function: zinc ion transmembrane transporter activity. Gene Ontology annotation, biological process: intracellular zinc ion homeostasis; zinc ion transport; transmembrane transport. NCBI's taxonomy places the organism in Eukaryota, Metazoa, Priapulida, Priapulimorpha, Priapulimorphida, Priapulidae. Gene Ontology annotation, cellular component: membrane; Golgi apparatus. The record is from RefSeq and is a predicted model, not a curated record.
CAUGGCAGCCUCCACUGCGGUUUCAUUCGUAGUGUGUAUUACACUUACAGUUGGAUUACAAUUGUAGCAACAAAUAAUGACAAGGGAGAGCUUUCAUAACUGGUUGUGAAAGAAGCACUGAAGCUUUUUUGUACACAAGAUUAGUACUCAAAAAGAAGUCAAUCAAAAUGCUGCCUGAUCAAGUUAUAUACCCUUCCUCACGCUCAGUCCCGUAUGUCGUCCUGUUAAUUAUUACAAAGUUGUUCCAUUCUGCUGGCCUUUUCUUGUCAUAUGAUGUGCUGAAAACUAUUCAUGUGGUGGAGUUCCUCUUUCUGGUCAAGGCAGGCACAGCAUUAUGUAUGAUACUUCUGCAAAAGCCAUUCACAAGAAAUCAACGACUAAAUAAACACCAGUGGGGCAGAGUUGUGCGCCAUGCUGCAGUUGGAUGCUUCAUUAACCUUCUAUGGCUGUAUGGAUUAACACAGUGUGGCCCACUUCGAACUAUUUUGUUAUAUGAGCACAGUGACUUGGUGAUAAUAGCUGGAGCAAGUGCUUUGUUCACAUCUUCUGGAAGUCCAGCGAAGACACGUGGAGCUGUCUUCUUCCUGGUUGGUGUUGUUUCGUUGUUGCUAUUUGAUCAUGACGAUACAGCACAUGCGGAACAUCCUGAAGGUCAUCAGCACCACAAUGGAAUUAGUCAUCUUUUCUACCAUUUUGUUAACUGGAUGGAAAUAGCCGACCACAAGGCAGGAGUCGUGCUGCUUUUUGUCACUCUCUGUUUGAACGUUGGGUACAAUACAGCUGCCAAAAAGUUGUCAGUAGAUGUUGGAGGAGCGAAAAAGCUGCAGACCCUCUCUAGCUUGGUGUCCGCUGUGCUAUUGGCGCCACUAGUUUUUAUUCUCAUAGUUACACAGCAGAGCUCCGUUGUGCUAUGGCUGCCAAAUACCAUUCCGAUUGCAUUCAUCAUCGUCUUCGUGUUCGUUGUGAGCUACUACGUCGAAGCUGUCUGCUCGACAAAGCUGGAACUGUCCAGCCUAGCGCGGUUUGGCGCCGUUGGCAGUUUUCUCAGCGCGAUCCUUCUGAGCGGCCUCUGGUGGCAGCAGCGCACAAUGAGUGAUGCAGAUUUGGAGGCGGACAGCAUAACGGAAGACAGGGUUCUCAGUCCCGAGCACAUGCUGUCGGGCGGCGUCAUCUUUAGCUGUGUUGUCAUCGUGCAGGCGACGUUCACGCUGUCGAGCAAGCACAGCAGCUCGCGCGGCACGUUCAUCGGCUACUCGGCGGCCGGCCUGCCGCUCUACCAGCUGCACAGCAAGGCGAUGCUGCAGCGCACUUCCGAGUCCGUCGUCAAGGUGCUGCGCAGCGGGCUCGCGCAGAUCCUCGACGAGUCCGACUCGCGGCAGAUAUUCUACUUCCUCUGCGUGAACCUGGCGUUCACCUUCGUAGAGCUCGUCUACGGAGCAUGGACGAACAGCCUCGGCCUCAUCUCCGACGGCUUCCACAUGCUGUUCGACUGCUCUGCGCUAGUCAUGGGCCUUUAUGCCGCUGUGAUGAGUCGAUGGAAGGCAAACAGGAUAUUUUCCUACGGGUAUGGAAGGGUAAACAUACUGUCAGGCUUCAUCAACGGACUCUUCUUAGUGGUGAUUGCACUCUUUGUAUUUGCGGAAGCUGCGACUAGACUCUUUGACCCUCCGCAAGUGCUUACCGAGAGGUUACUGACCGUCUCAGUCGCAGGCCUCUUUGUCAACCUGAUUGGCAUUUUCGCAUUUCGGCAUGCACACAUGCAUGCGCACGGUGGUGGACAUGGCCAUAGCCAUGGGCAUGGUCAUAGUCACCAGCACAGUCACGGUCAUGAGCAUAGCCAUGGUGGAGAGCUACAUACAGGCAACACCAACAUGAGAGGCGUGUUCCUGCACGUCGUGGCCGACACGCUGGGCAGCGUCGGCGUCAUCAUCUCGUCGCUGCUCAUCGAGAACUUCGGCUGGCACGUCGCCGACCCCAUCUGCUCGCUCUUCAUCGCCUGCAUGAUCUUCCUCAGCGUGCUGCCGCUGCUGCGCGACUCAGCGCUCAUCCUAGCUCUGCGAGUGCCAGUGGACAUCGAGAAGGACCUAGCGGCGGCAUUAGACCAGGUGCAACAUGUAAAGGGAGUAUUGGCGUACAGAAACGCACGUUUCUGGCAGCACAGCUCUGAAGUUGUGGCUGGAACUGUCCACGUUCAGGUCGCCCCCGAUUGUUCAGAACAGUUCGUCACAAACCAGGUUGUGAAAAUUCUGAGGGAAGCUGGAGUCCACAACCUAACGGUACAGGUAGAAAAGGAGGCUUAUUACCAGCACAUGUCUGGUCUAACUGGCACCGCUUAUCAGCAGAUGUUCAAGGACGCACAGACGAUGAAGUUGUUGGCAAACAAAAAUAGCACAAUUAUCGAGCUAGUCAAAGACAUUUGAUGCUCUCGCUUGCCACUGCAUGCACAUAUACGUACAUCAGAUGACACAUAAUAUGUAUAUUUUUUUAUUUAUUUUAUUAUGCGUGAAAAGUGUGCCGAUUCUAUCUAGUGUGCCCUUAAAGAGCGCAUGUAAAUAGAAAAUGCUUUAUGUCCUACGGUAGGGUUUAUUUGAGUUGCGUAUGACAUUGCAUACUGUAUAACGUACUACAUAAGCAGAUCAUCAUACUGUUUUCUCAAAAUUCCACUUGUUUCGAAUUUUCGAUUUGGGAUCAUUCAUUAUUAUAUUGCAUUACGAUUUUACAUUACCCCUGUGACAACAUGAGUCACAACCCAUUUUGGUAAAGAAUCAUAGCAAAGCAUCCCACUUCGUAGUAAGAAAAAUCUAGUAUGAUUUUACAGCAGUUAUAUUAGUGUUAAUUCCGUGAUAAAUACAGUGCCGAAGUCUGGUAAUAUCACCACUAUGAAUCUAAAUUGCUUUUGGUCUUCUGUGAAUUAUAGCAUUCCCUAGUAAAUUAUUAGACGUCUGAAAAACACAUGCUCAUUUAUACACAUAUUUAUUAGGCAUGCUGGCAGAGAUUACAAGGCCAGUCUUGAAUAAAUUCGUAUUUGAAUUACUCCAGCAGUCUUUUUUAACUUUAAUUUUAAUUAUUGCAAUAAGGCUGAAAUAUUACAAUGCAAGCGUGUUGCAAUGUUUUGUAUUGUAAUGUCCCUCUCACAGGAUCCCAUGUGUUUAGAUAACGAUGAAGAUUUGUAUUGUGAUGGCUGUACAAUUCCAUGCAGGUGUCACUUUAGCUUGCAAUUCCUGUUGCUUACAAUAGCUUGCAAAUGUUUAACCAUAAUUCGCAUAACGAUGGUAUAGAGCUGCGCAUUUUCUGCAACAAUGACAAUAAACAUGUUCCGCUUCUUUAAAACCACCACUGAAACGUGUGACUGGCAUAUAGCAAACAAAAAAUUAUUAAAAGAUUGGAUUAAUUAUAUGUGAUCAAUUAAUAUUCCAUUAUAAUACUGACGAAGAUGUGUUGGUACCCUAUUUUCAGUUGUUAUAUUAUACUACAGAGAUCAUAUUAUAUUACUAGCAAGGAAAUAUUGUGGACUUUCUUGUAAAGAAAAAUUUGUACAUACGUGUUCACUACGUCAUAAUACAAAAUUUGAUUUUUUCAAAAAUGAUGGGACGUGAGGUCUAGAUGGUGCAAAUCAUGGACUAAGUUCGGUACUUCGUACGUGCUUUUGCGAUAUAUGAAAUGUGAAGAUAAUAGGUAUAGCGGCUUAGGCUCAUGUGUGAAAUUGUUUCUGAGAAUCCCAGCUAGGAUACACAUUUGAAAUCUAGACGGGCUGUUCAGAUUCUAAACAACACUAAGUGGCGCAUAUAUAUACUCUGCUCAAAUUCCAUAUAUCUCGCAUGUUUUCAGUACAAGAUAAAAAAACAUCCUCAUAAGGAAAGUACUGUGCAAUGAACCUGAAUGUGGUAAAAUGUGACACUCUUAGUCUAUAAUAAAGAUCUAAUAGCAGUUAUUUACAGAUAAAACGAGUAGUUAACUUAUAUUUAAAUUAUCACAAAGCUUUAUAAGGAUGUAGAAUGCAAUCAUAGUUGUUAAAUUGUUAUCUGUAUGGAUUAAAAUCCGUGUCAAAAUGUAAAAUAACAUAUAACAUAAAGAAUGAGUUGUAUGUGAAACUAUACGACACUUUUAAUUGUGAAACUGUAUUGAACUGUAAAUAAAAAACUAAAACUAA